Trichoplax adhaerens is the source of this 1617-nucleotide messenger RNA. RefSeq lists its product as uncharacterized. Gene Ontology annotation, molecular function: protein tyrosine phosphatase activity. The transcript has 18 exons. Gene Ontology annotation, cellular component: cytoplasm; nucleus. Gene Ontology annotation, biological process: G2/M transition of mitotic cell cycle; positive regulation of G2/MI transition of meiotic cell cycle; positive regulation of G2/M transition of mitotic cell cycle. The coding region runs from base 1 to 1617 and encodes 538 amino acids. The record is from RefSeq and is a predicted model, not a curated record. Lineage: Eukaryota; Metazoa; Placozoa; Uniplacotomia; Trichoplacea; Trichoplacidae.
AUGGACGACGAGUGGCCAUCAGAAUUAUCGAUAACCGAUCUUCCUUCGCCGACUCUAGGCCUAUCGUACAUUUCCCCUGGUGCAAGAGUAGUAUCUCCUGUUACGGCACUGGCACACGAUCUUGAAGUUAGCUGUAGAAGUCAUUCCUUAACACCUAAGCGGCGCUUGUCCCUGUCCAGUGCGGUUGGAAAUGACAGCUAUGUCGACGAUGGAUUCUCCGAUACCACUCCGGGACAACUACCGGAUGCGUCCAAAACGUUCGAAUUCAAUAAGGAGAACAUUACCAAUAACCCCAUUGCCUUGACUGACGACGAGCUAAUUGCUAUUAAUUCCAGGAAAAGUGCAUGUCCCAACGAUGCUAAUGGACCUCCGAAAUUAACCGACUCCGUUAUAUUUGAAAACAAUUCAUAUGAUAACAAGCAAAGUGAUAAAGUACAAUUUCCGAAACCAUGGCCACCUAGGAGAAAAUCUAAUAAAGAAAAUGCAGCCAUUCAAUCUGGUAUAUGUAGACAGAAAUCCGCGCCCCCAACGUUGAGUAAUAACCGACACCCAUCGACUCGUGAAUCUUCCUCUAGUGAUAUCUGUAAUAAAGAUAUAAUGAAAAUUUGGCAUGGAACAGAGCAAACUAAUGCAGAAGAAGAUGAUGAUGACGCAUUUUUUGAUGAAUUUGAACCACAACACCUUCCUGACAAUGGUAGUGUCAUAAAUGAACGUAGCUCGUCUAAGAUGGAAGAUUUGAUGAUUAAACAAAUAAUUUUAUCACACUCAAGUGAAGCUGAGCCCGGUACUUUUUCUAAAGAAAUGCAAAAGAUGAAAGAGAAAUAUGACUCCAAGGCUUUAUCAGCAUCAUGGAAUGGUAUCAAACCCGUAAUAGACAAUUUUGAAAGAACAAAGAGAUCAGAGCCACCUCGAGGUUCUAGCCCUGUCGCAAUCAAAAGAAGCAAGAGCCAAGUAAUGUCUCCGUGCAAAAAAACGACAUCUCGUUUGAUACCACGCUCUAUUAGCUGCCAUACUUUUGCUGAACCGCCUGUAAUUGAUUAUGGUAAUUUGGGAAAAAUAUCACCUACGCGUUAUGCAUUACCAAAAUGUAUGGGACCGAAGUGUGAUCUACGUAACAUUAGCCCAGCUACGUUGGCGGAAUUGAUUCGAGGAGGUUACCGCACUGAUCUCGAUGAAUUUAUAAUAGUUGAUUGUCGAUACCCAUAUGAAUAUAAAGGUGGUCAUAUUAAGGGUGCGAUCAAUAUUCAUACUUCCGAUGGAAUCGAAACUAGAUUCUUAAGUAAGACAGACACAUAUCAUAAUAAAAAGGUUGCGGUUAUAUUUCAUUGCGAAUUUUCAUCUAAGCGUGGUCCACAUUUAUGUCACUACCUCAGGAAGAGAGAUCGUAAUAUUCACGCAGAUUCUUACCCUAGCCUGUAUUAUCCUGAAUUAUACCUACUAUGUGGUGGCUAUACGGCUUUUUUUGAAGAAUUUAAAGAAUUAUGCGAACCACAAAACCAUGUCAAGAUGUGCGAUAAGAAUUAUGCAGAAGAAUUGAAACAUUUUAUGCGUAAAUCUAAAACUUGGAGUGGAGAAUCAUCAAAACGUAGAAGGUUGUAUACAAACUUUGGAGAGUGA